Scylla paramamosain (green mud crab) is the source of this 2311-nucleotide messenger RNA. RefSeq names its product glutamate receptor-like. The transcript has a single exon. Gene Ontology annotation, molecular function: ligand-gated monoatomic ion channel activity. Lineage: Eukaryota; Metazoa; Arthropoda; Malacostraca; Decapoda; Portunidae. Gene Ontology annotation, cellular component: membrane. The record is from RefSeq and is a predicted model, not a curated record. The coding region runs from base 499 to 2034 and encodes 511 amino acids.
GGCGCUCCCCAUUUGAGUCGUGUGAAAGAUAAAUGUGAAAUAAUAACUUCCUCCAUGAAAGCCCUGCAAUGUUUACUUAAUGUUUAGAAUUGCGUAAGGUACUCGAGGCUCUCAGAACAUUAAUCAGACAAAUCAAUACGCCAGUGUUUGAGGCAGAGUGCCUGGGUCCCUUCACACAGGUGACGCCAAAGGGCACAGUUUGGUCUCGAUAUUCUUCAAACAUCAGUGAAUAUUACUUUGUAGUGUUGUAAUAAUCAUUUAGUAUUGCUAACCAUACGGAGUCCAAGUGGCUAGCUGUAAAGUCAUCACACGAUCGAUACCAAAAAUGACUCCCAGAGACUUUCAUUGCCACCACUCCAGAAAGCAAACUCUUAGUGUUGCUUCACCUGGAGCCCAACGAGCGGCAGUCCUCCUCAAUCCGUGACACGAAAAGGUAAUCUUGUAGAUCGCUAUCGCUGAUCCUCUGCUGCUUCUCGCGCACACCGCUCUGCAUCAGACAUGACAACAGCAGCUACAAGACCAACAGCUGUAGCAGCCAUCAGCAGCCUCCUUCAAGUAAUUUUUGUAAGCAGCAGUACAGCCGUCAAAGAGGAUCGGCUACAACAGAGGCAGCUGCAAGUGCUGAGCGAGAUGGUGUCCGGACCUGCCAGGGGGAAGACUCUGGCGCUACAUCUGGACGCCGCCCUUCCAGCAGACGUGCGGCAGGAAGUCCUUGCUGUGGAGGCUGUGCGGCGCACGCCUCAUUUCACCCUGAGUCUUGGUGUCGACCAUAGCCACAGGCAGCGGUCAAAACAGCAGGUGAAAGCAGCGGCGCUCCCUCGCGGCUCUUCCUCCUCCUCCUCCAUAUUGCACGUCGUGCUGUGGCCCACGGCCCGGCCCGAGCUGCUGCGAGGGUUGUGGCUGCACUGGAAGCCCUGCAACAUGCUACUCUUCAGCCUGGGGUCGUCCCUCGACGCCAGCGUGCUGAGGGAUGAAGCGCUGAGCGGCGUGGAGAAGCUAACGCUGAUCGGACAUAUGUCAGCCGAGGCAGAUCGAGGCUCCGAUGCUCUGGGUGUGUACACUGUGCUACCCUUCUCCAGUGGUGUGCGGCUCCUCGGCCCAUGGGAGCGCGAAUCAUUCAACAGGUGGGAGGCGCUGUUCCCGGACAGGUUUCCGUCCUUCCAAGGAUACACAUUUCACAUUGCUUCUAGACUGAAGGAUGAACCCUUCUUUUUCCCAAGUGUAAAGGAUCCCCUGAAAAGAAACGGAGUCGGAUUAGACAUGAUGGAAUGUUUGUCAGCAAAGCUGAAUUUCAGUUACACCGCGACGAACAACUCGCCGGACUCCAAGUGGGGAGCUUCUUCCAAUGGCGUCUGGGAUGGUGUUCUGGGAAUGGUUCACAGGCGCGAGAAGAACUUCACAAUAAAUAGCUUUCUUCUAGACAUCAAUAGAAGCAGGGACUUCGAUUUCUCCACCCCAAUACAUAUAGAUGGCUUUGGGGUCUACUUGCGGAGUCCGGACCCGCUGCCCAACUGGAUGAGUUUUGCAAAAGUAUUUCAAGGCUCUGUCUGGUUGGCAGUGCUCUUCGCCUUCUUGGCCUCAACCUGUUUCACACUGCUCCGGGUGAGAAGGGUUCCAUGCCUUACUAAUAAAGAAAAAUAUACACGUUUUUGCAUGCAGUAUUUUCUAGCAAUGUGUUCUUCAUUGCAGGAGCGAGUACGUGAAGGAUGGUCACAGUCUCUGGAGAGAAACAGGCCGACGAGGGGUCUAGCCACCAUCUGCUUGGACAUCCAGAGACCACUGGUGGCACAGAGCGUGCCUCUCUUGCCAGCUGCAGUGCCACUGAGGAUCCUGAUGGCUCUGUGGUUCGUGCACGGUCUAGUAAUAACAGUAGCUUAUACAUCCAAUCUGGUAGGAAUUUUCACCAGUCCCGUUUACCCACGCCGUCUCCAAGAUCUGCAGGAGAUCGCCGACAGUGAAUACAGGUCUUUGUCUGACACACAAGCGCGUACUGUAAUACUAAAAUACCUUACUACUGUAAAUACUGAAGCGUAACGAACAGUCUGGAAUUGUGGCUUGUUUUCCCAUCAGGGUGAGCAUGGUGGAUUCCAGCAACGUCAUGUCCACGGCGCUGGAGGAGAGUGAGGAUCUAACCUUGAGAAGACUCAGCAAAAAAGUGGAUCUUUUUCUUACCAAGGAAGACUGCACGGACGCCAUGAUGGAGGACACCCACGCCCUCUUGGUGAGAUCACUUGAAACGACAGUUAUCAAAACAAAAAAGGUGGGUGGUUUCCGAUUAACACUUUGAAAUUAUUUAUCAUUUCGUGAACGU